GGGGCCGGGGCGCGGGCCGGAGACGCCGGAGGGCCGGCGACACCCGGGGAGGGACGAUGAAGCGGCAGAAUGUGCGCACGUUGGCGCUCAUCGUGUGCACCUUCACCUACCUGCUGGUGGGCGCCGCCGUGUUCGACGCGCUGGAGUCGGAGCCGGAGAUGAUCGAGCGGCAGCGGCUGGAGCUGCGGCAGCUGGAGCUGCGGGCGCGCUACAACCUCAGCGAGGGCGGCUACGAGGAGCUGGAGCGCGUCGUGCUGCGCCUCAAGCCGCACAAGGCCGGCGUGCAGUGGCGCUUCGCCGGCUCCUUCUACUUCGCCAUCACCGUCAUCACCACCAUCGGCUAUGGUCACGCAGCGCCCAGCACGGACGGUGGCAAGGUGUUCUGCAUGUUCUACGCGCUGCUGGGUAUCCCGCUCACACUCGUCAUGUUCCAGAGCCUCGGUGAGCGCAUCAAUACCAUGGUGAAGUACCUGCUGCAUCGUGCCAAGAAGGGGCUGGGCAUGCGGCACCCCGAAGUGUCCAUGGCCAACAUGGUGCUCAUCGGCUUCGUGUCGUGCAUCAGCACGCUGUGCAUUGGCGCCGCCGCCUUCUCCUACUAUGAACGCUGGACCUUCUUCCAGGCCUAUUACUACUGCUUCAUCACGCUCACCACCAUCGGCUUCGGCGACUACGUGGCGCUGCAGAAGGACCAGGCGCUGCAGACGCAGCCGCAGUACGUGGCCUUCAGCUUCGUGUACAUCCUCACGGGCCUCACGGUCAUCGGCGCCUUCCUCAACCUCGUGGUGCUGCGGUUCAUGACCAUGAACGCCGAGGACGAGAAGCGUGACAAGGAGCACCGCGCACUGCUCACGCACAACGGCCAGGCGGGUGGCCUGGGGGGCCUGAGCUGCCUGAGCGGUAGCCUGAGCGACAGCAUGCAUCCCCGCGACCCGAUCAUGUGCCCGGCGGCCGCGGGCGUGGGUGGCAGCGGCUUCCGCAAUGUCUACGCCGAGGUGCUGCACUUACAAUCCAUGUGCUCGUGCCUGUGGUACAAGAGCCGCGAGAAGCUGCAGUACUCCAUCCCUAUGAUCAUCCCGCGGGACCUCUCCACGUCCGACACGUGCGUGGAGCACAGCUUCUCGUCGCCGGGAUGCGGUGGCCGCUACAGCGACACGCCCUCGCACCCCUGCCUGUGCAGCGGGACGCAGCGCUCGGCCAUCAGCUCGGUGUCCACGGGCCUGCACAGCCUGGUUACCUUCCGCAGCCUCAUGAAGCGCAGGAGUUCGGUGUGAACCACACGGCCAGGCCUGCAGCACCUGUGAGCCAGCAGGGUGGGGGUCCAGCCUGCAGAAGCCGCAGGAGUUGACCAGGAGGCCCCACCCAAAGACGCCUUCGGGCCCCGUGGGACGUCCCCAGCCCACCACCUCUAUUCUUCCCUAGCCCCUAAUCUCCAACUGUGCGGGCUUGCACUAGCCAGCAGGAGACCGGGCUCUGAGGACCCCUGGAGCCCCGAUCAGAGCCCGAUCCAUUCCGAGAAAUGUGAAACUUGGGAGGUGGGGAGGUGGGGACCGCAGCCACUAGGAGCCUUUCGGAAAUCUGAGAAGCUCCGCAGUCCUCAGAGGCCCUGCUGGGACCCAGAACCCUUACCUCCCGAGGGGACUUCUGUUCUCGGGUUUUUUGUUUGUUGUUUGUUUGUUUUUUGUUUUCUGGUUUUGUUCUGGUUUUUUUUUUUUUUUUCAUCUCUACUUAUACCUCCCCUGGGUUCUCCAAAGCCCACGGUGUCUUUGUCCAGGUCACCCCCCACUCCAUCCCACCUUGCUCUCUCAUCUCCAGUCACGUCUCCCAGCCUUCCACUACCUUCUGUGUCUUUUUUUUUUUUUUUGCAUGGCUAUGCAGUUAUGGAAGAAAAAAAAAAAAGGAAAUCCCAGCGGUCCCUAAAGCUAGUCCCCAGAGGGCAGGACAGGGGAAAAAAAGUGGCAGGCAGGCCACAGGAGUUAGAGCAAAGUGAGCGCAGAAACUGUGGCUUCCAACUCUGCGAGGCGGCCACAUCCGUAGGUGAGCUACCUGGAGUCUGAUGUCAUGCUCAGGGCUCCGGGGAGACUCCAGCCUUCAGGAUUGCCCUUGGAAUCUGAAACACAGACUCCCGCUUGCUGUCUGUCCCUGGCUGCUGUUAUGGCUGCUCACCUACUCUUCCAUUUAUAGUGAUUUUUUUAGCACCGGAAACCCUGUCCUCCCUACGUUCAUUUGAGUGUACUAACACUCGGGUUAGGUCACCUGGGCAGUUCUUAUGGCCAUUUUUUUUUUUUUUCAGAAGAGGAAAACAGGUAAAAAUUACUUGCCCCAGGUGAUGCAAGUCUUGAAGGGGAACAAGAACCUGCAAGCUUGUUCCCAGCCCAAGUGCUCUUCUUUCUGGCCCAGCCUCCUCUCAGAAGCAACGGGCAGCACCCUGGCCUUGUGUAGGCAGCUGGGGCGUAAACUAGAAUCAGAACCCCUCCGUCAGAGCCCUUUUGCCAUGGCUCUGACUCUGCUACUCUUCUUAGCCCAGAGACCGCGGCUCUAAAUGGACCCUUGUCUCUGUUCACAAGCAGGGAAGUCCUCGGGACUGAGGUGAGCAGGACUAAAAGUCUCACGGACUAAAAGCCGGGAGUUGCAACACUCUGAGAGUUCAGGGACUGGGCUGAGCAGCCCAGACAGCUGGCAGGUGUAUCCUGGGACAUUAUCCCUGGACUAGAAGCCGGGAUGGGUGCCUGCAUCCUAAGUUGCUAGACCUAAGGCUUCCACUAUAGCCAGGAAUGCCCCUCUAGGGGAGAGAAUGUAUUGGACUUGGUAUGCCCUCUACCUCCUCCACCUGCAACCCAGGUUGGGGGUGGCGGACUGGUGGCUUGCUACUGGGGACAAGCUAGAGGUGGGGUAGGCCCAGGGCAGCAGAAGGGUAUGUGUGGGGCUGUGGGUAUGGCUCAGAGGUAAAGCACUUUCCUAGUGUGCUUGAGACCCUGAGUUUCAUCCCUGGCACCAGGAAAAGGGGGAAGGGAACACCCCCCUCCCCCCAGCUGCCUUCCACUCACUGUUCCCAGGCCUAGAGUAAGGCCAGCCCGACCAUUUGGCAAGCUAGAGAGAGAGCCCCCACCAUGUCCUCCAGGCCCUGGCGGUCCCUAGGUGGAAGGAAUCUGACCUAUGUGUAUCCCCUGUCCUUGUGGAAGAGCUGGCCCGUGUGCCAAGGGGAGUGGGACCCCGGAGCUGGAGAGGUGCCGUCUGUGUUUAUGUUGGGGCAGGGGCAGUGCUCACUGCCUCUGUCCUGUGUGUGACCCCGCCCUCGAGGGGUCAAGUCCCGUCAGAUCCGAGGGAGCCACAACCAAAGUUACAGAGAGGGUGGGGAAGGCAGCAGAGCGGCCCUAGGGUUCUGAGCUUGGGGGACUGCUUGUCUCCUGUAGGGUCUUGCCUAGGGAACUCGAAAGCCACUGUCACUUCCUGUCUCACCCCCUCCCACUGCAGGCAGCCUUUCUGCUUCCCCAAUGCCUUAUGCCUGGGCACACUGCCACAGAAUAUGCAAUAUGUGUGGGUGACACGCCCCACACCCACCCGGGCAGCCCCUAAGUCCCCCCAGGCUGUGGCUGCCCUGGCCCCCCUCAGCAGCUCCUGCCCAUCUGUCUUCACAUUGAGAAUGGCGCCUAAUAAAUGCUGUCCAUGGAGACCA
Molecule: messenger RNA, 3673 nt
Organism: Peromyscus maniculatus bairdii (prairie deer mouse)
Lineage: Eukaryota; Metazoa; Chordata; Mammalia; Rodentia; Cricetidae
Gene: Kcnk3
Product: potassium two pore domain channel subfamily K member 3
Biological process (GO): potassium ion transmembrane transport; stabilization of membrane potential
Cellular component (GO): plasma membrane
Molecular function (GO): potassium ion leak channel activity; outward rectifier potassium channel activity; open rectifier potassium channel activity
Source: RefSeq, a predicted model, not a curated record